CGUCUUCCCAUUUAUGGGUUUUCCUUUCCAUGUCAUGAGGCUAGUGUUUUUGCCCAGUUUGUGGUACUCGUGACUGAUUGCUUGUGGAACGAUCAGUGUGUCGUGAAAGUUGCUGUGUAUUGCGAUGCUCGUCCUACAGCUAUUGUGUUUGGUUCUUAUGUAGUUCGGUCACGGGAGGUGUCGAUCGGCUUGCUAUUAUUGAGCUCGGUUUGUGAAGCGUUUUUGGGUGGCGGAGAGCUGUGUCAUUGCUCUGCACACGGUCAAUCAUCAAAGUGUUUAAUUGCGGUUUUCAGAAUGUCAUUUUAGAACGAGUUUUAAGGCUCAGGCGAGUACUUGGAGGGGCUGGUUCUUAAUGUGGGUUGUAGUCUGUACCUGGCUCUUCACUACGACGGACAGGCGUUUGCACGCCCUCUUUUCUUUCGAAUGGGGUACUGCCUUGGUUGUACCGGCAUUGCUACUGCUUGGCGAUUGGAGGUAUCAGGAGUUGACAAUGAAAACGCAGGCUGUAGCCCUCGUCGGGCUCCUCCUUCUGGGCACUCUAUCCAUCACAACCGCGCAGAACAUUUCUCUAGUUCUCGCCAGAUACCCUGAGUACUCGACUUUUAAGUCUCUCAUGGAGAGCACAGCUGUACUCAGCGAAGUCCAAACUCGGUCCUCUCUCACAAUUUUGUGCCCACCGAACUCUGUGCUUGAUCCAUUCAUUGCUGCUCGCAGAAGCUUCUCCACCCAAAUGCUUGCUGAUGUGAUCAGGUAUCACGUCCUCCUCCAAUAUCUUGACAGUGCGGAGCUCCGAACUCAGACUAACAACGGCGGUAUGUUUACCACUCUGUAUCAAACCACGGGACGUGCCAAUGAAUUGGACGGCUUCGUCAACAUUACGGUUACGCCUUCCAAUGCAGUUGCAGCUGGCCCUUCCACCGCAGGCACUCCACCUCAAGCCACCAUUCUCGAGAACAUCACUCAAUUUCCAUACAAUUACAGUUUCUUCCGGGUUGAUGCUGUAAUGACGCCCCUUGGUCUUGCUGCCGCGCAGCUGGCCCCCACUACUCCUCCUACCGUCGCCCCAGUUCCUGCCCCGCUGGUUGCUCCCGUGGUAGCUCCAGUGGUCGCCCCAGUCGUGGCCCCUGUUACAGCCCCGGCAUCUGUUCCUGCCGUGGCUCCAUCAGCCCCUGUCCUGGCUCCAGUGGUGCCCUCUCCAAUGGCCCCUCCCACGGCAUCUCCAGAGCCAUCCUUGGUAACUCCGACACCUGCUCCCUCAACUACCCCUGUGGUGUCACCUGCUGCUUCUCCACCUGCUCCUCCCACAAACGGACCUUCUGCGGACGAGACACCUGCUGUUGCGGAGCCAUUCACGUCUCCAAUCAACGCCAAUUCCGCCGUCUCUGUCAACAUUGAUUUUGUCGCAGCGCUGGCUUCUCUCUUCGUGGCUGCCCUCUUAUCGUAGAUCUCGCAGGAACGCUUCAUUCGGCCCGAUGAUAUAGAAAGUGGUGCGAGUGACAAUGUGAAGUUGUCUGUUUGACAUAAGUUUUGAAGUUAUCCUCUGCCACUGACAUGGUGGUCAUGAGUGACUGGCAAACGAUGUCAAGGAGUUGGAAAUCCUGCAGCCGGAUAAAUUUUGUGUGUAGCGCAGUUUAGAUUCAGUGUCUGACCCAGGUGGUGUAGAGUCGACAUUGACGGUGGAUUGAUAGGUCAAUGUUCCUCAAUAUACAUUCUUUUGAAUCACUUAUAUUUUUAAAUUUUAAUGAUUCUGGAUUCAUCCA
Messenger RNA from Physcomitrium patens, 1760 nucleotides. RefSeq names its product fasciclin-like arabinogalactan protein 4. Gene Ontology annotation, cellular component: plasma membrane. NCBI's taxonomy places the organism in Eukaryota, Viridiplantae, Streptophyta, Bryopsida, Funariales, Funariaceae. The record is from RefSeq and is a predicted model, not a curated record.